AUGCAAGGCUCAUACAAGAACAACGGUCUUCCCAGACCGUAUUACAUGAAACCGCACUCCAAACGAACGUCGGCCUACGAGAAGAUGCCCCAGCAGUUCUUCUUGACGAAUUCUAGAAAGUUGACAGGCUACAUAGUGAUGCUUUUCUUGUUUGGACUUUGCAUUUUCAUGAUUUCUCAAGAACUUAAGGCAAAGCCAGACCCGUCAUACGAGUUGGUCGAUCCGCUUGAAAUUCAGAAAGAAAAUAAUGGUGAUGUUGGUCAACUCGUCGAUUCUUCGAAGAUGGAGGAUCUUGCUGACGAAAAAGCAGCAUUGGCAAGUAAGGAGAAGAAUAUGGUUGUUGAAGCUCCAAAAGGUGGCAUGGUGAAUGAAGAGCAUCUUGUUGGCAAUGACGAAGGACUAGUUGUUGAUGGUAAACCAAGCAACAAUAAGGACACCGGUAAGAUUAGUGGCGGGGGCGUGCAAGCUGCUCGUGGAGGAGAUCAAAUUGCUUCCCCUGAAGAGCCUUCUAACGAUCGAGAUUUGCUGAAACUUCUUGAAAUAUCAGAAAAUGCUCAAAACCCAGGCGGUGUCCCAAGAGGCAGCACAUAA
Molecule: messenger RNA, 591 nt
Organism: Candidozyma haemuli
Lineage: Eukaryota; Fungi; Ascomycota; Pichiomycetes; Serinales; Metschnikowiaceae
Exons: 1
Coding region: 1-591 (196 amino acids)
Source: RefSeq, a predicted model, not a curated record